AUGGUUGCUCUCGACAUUGUUCGCGCUCACAAUGCAUCGCUAAAAACUCUACCUCCGAAUCUAGUCGCGGUAUUCGUUGGAGGCACAAGUGGGAUAGGCUUCUUCACCGCUCGCGAAUUCGUCCGCACGACCAUAUCCCCACAUGUCUAUCUGAUCGGCCGCAACGCGACAGAAGCCAGCAAGAUUAUGGAUGAGCUCAACUCGAUCAACAGCUCAUCCCAGGUUAGCUUCAUCCAAAAGGACAUCUCGCUCUUGAAGAAUGUGGACGAGGCAUGUAGUGAGAUCAAGAGCAAGGAGAAGCAAGUCAAUGUGCUGUUCAUGACGUGCGGAUACCUCACGAUGAAAGGAAGAGACGAGACAGCCGAAGGUCUGGACAGGAAGAUGGCUGUGCAAUAUUACGCACGAAUGCGAUUCAUCUCUCAACUCACACCGCUUCUCAACAAGGCCUCUGAGACUAACAACUUGUCUCGCGUGGUCGCUGUUCUGGACCCGCAGGCUGGCUUGAGACUCGGAGGCCUUGACUAUUCCGACCUCUCCCUCAGACAUAACUUCAGUCUCAAGAACGUCCUGCUCCAUGCAAGCUCUAUGACGUCUCUCUCCAUGGCUCACUUGGCAAAUCAGAAUUCAAAGACAGCAUACAUCCACGAAUACCCAUCUGGCGUCGAGACUGGCGUAACGCGAGAACUCUUCGGUCGCUUCAACGACACUGUCAUGUCUACGCUGGGUGGACUAUUUCGACGCUUUCUCUUCGUUCCACAAGUGGAAAGCGGCGAAAGACAUUUGUUCGCUGCCACGGCACCGCGAUACGCCCCCAAAGCGGAUAGCGCCAAGACAGACGUUAUUGGAAGUGAUGGUGUGAAAGGCAGUGGAAGCUAUCUGCUGAAUUGGAACGGGGACAUCCUGGCGGAUACCAAGAAAGCGCAGAAGCUGAGGGAGGACGGCGGGCUGGACAAGGUCUGGGGGCAUACACAAGAGGUUAUGGGCAAGAUCGAGGAGAGUGGAAGGUUUUGA
Messenger RNA from Alternaria ventricosa, 1011 nucleotides. RefSeq lists its product as uncharacterized. The transcript has a single exon. Gene Ontology annotation, biological process: secondary metabolic process. The record is from RefSeq and is a predicted model, not a curated record. NCBI's taxonomy places the organism in Eukaryota, Fungi, Ascomycota, Dothideomycetes, Pleosporales, Pleosporaceae. The coding region runs from base 1 to 1011 and encodes 336 amino acids.